UUAAUAAAAAAAAAAACAAACAAAGUGAAAAGAUGGGUAGACCUCCUUGCUGUGACAAAAUCGGUGUGAAGAAGGGUCCAUGGACCCCGGAAGAAGAUAUCAUACUCGUCUCUUAUAUCCAAGAACAUGGUACAGGAAACUGGAGAUCGGUUCCUACUAAUACAGGCUUGCUUAGAUGCAGCAAGAGUUGUAGGCUUAGAUGGACUAAUUAUCUGAGGCCAGGAAUCAAACGUGGUAACUUCACUGAGCAGGAAGAGAAGAUGAUUAUCCAUCUCCAAGCUCUUCUAGGCAACAGAUGGGCUGCCAUAGCUUCUUAUCUUCCUCAAAGAACGGAUAAUGAUAUAAAAAAUUAUUGGAACACUCACUUGAAGAAGAAGCUUAAAAAGGGUCAAAAGCAAGAUGGAGUUUCUUCUUCGUUCCAAUCGGUCACCAAGGGACAGUGGGAGAGACGCCUUCAAACGGAUAUCCGGAUGGCUAAACAGGCGCUGUCCGACGCAUUGUCGCUCGAUAAACCGAGCUUUUCGACGGAUUCAAAGGACUUGAAGCCGUCUCAGGAAAAUACGUAUGCGUCGAGUGCCGAGAACAUUUCUCGGUUGCUCGAGAACUGGAUGAAAACCUCACCGGAACCAGUCACCGGUGCUGAUCAUCGAACGAACUCGGCUGAGACGGUUACUCAGGGUUCGUUCAGCUCUAGCGACGAAGGAGCAUUCAGCGCCGAAACGACGCCCACUCAUCAAGGUUUCGAUUCUUUCUUCAGCUUCAAUAACGGGUCCUGCAAAUCUUCAGAUGAUGUUUCUCGUGAAUCUGUAUCGGUGGAGCUGCAGAACGCCAGCUUGAUGACGCCUGAAAACGGCGUCGUUUUCCAAGAUGAAAGCAAGCCCGAUUUGGGGGAUCAAGUGCCUCUAACUUUGAUAGAGAAAUGGCUGUUGGAUGAUGGGUUGUUUUGAUAACGAAAAUCAUGGUUUGAUUAGGGUUCUUUGUUUAGAGUUUUUAAAGGAUUUAUAUC
Molecule: messenger RNA, 1006 nt
Organism: Hibiscus syriacus
Lineage: Eukaryota; Viridiplantae; Streptophyta; Magnoliopsida; Malvales; Malvaceae
Product: myb-related protein 306-like
Exons: 4
Coding region: 33-947 (304 amino acids)
Biological process (GO): response to auxin
Source: RefSeq, a predicted model, not a curated record